Fusarium odoratissimum NRRL 54006 is the source of this 4043-nucleotide messenger RNA. RefSeq lists its product as uncharacterized. Lineage: Eukaryota; Fungi; Ascomycota; Sordariomycetes; Hypocreales; Nectriaceae. The record is from RefSeq and is a predicted model, not a curated record. Bases 1817 to 2185 code for a protein of 122 amino acids. The transcript has a single exon.
UUUUUUGAACACUAUUUCGUCAUUUUUGCUUCAUUCUUUGUUUGAAGUUUUGUGGAUUAACUUAUAAGCACAUUGUCAAGAUCGUUGACACAACGACUCCUGAUCGAUCGUGACUAAUAAUCUGCUAUUCUCCUGGCACCAGCACCAGCACGUUUCGAGAAAUGGCGCGUGUCGAGAUGUUUCGUUCCUUGCAGCAGCUGUCAUGUCACUCGUUUGAGACUGUGUCUGUGUCUGUGACUGUCUAUCUGUGACUCUUUGAGAGGUGGAGUUUCUUCACUACGAGACGUGACCUUGACGUGACCUUGACCCUGACCUUGGACCUUGAUUUAGCAGCCGCUUUCGCUCAGGUCCGAAGAAGCCGCCUUUUCCUCUCUUCCCGCAAGGGGUGUGCGUUUACAUGGGCUUUUGAUUGGCUCACAGGCCGCUUCAAGUGCCGUGUCAUUCGAAGAUUGGUUGCAUUGACCAUGAAGAGCUUCAUGAUAUUGACGGUCCCUAGCCGAACCAAGGUUUCUCUCACUGAGAUGAAGAAAAAGUUUUCAUCUCCUAGUUUGAUUGUCUUAUUUCCAGGUUUUGUUAUGGAAUCUGUAUCAGUAGACCUCCUUGCAUUACCAUGUGGUUCUUGGGACUUUGCCCUGCUGACGUUGGCCCUAAAGGUUGAGUCAUGAGAAACAUCCAGAACAUCUCAGAGGGAGAAAUUCAACGGUUGUCUAAGGGCAAUCAUUCCACUCAUUCUAUCAGUGACAUUCUGAUAAUCGACAAAGGUCGCCAAGGUCGCAUCGCUGAAAGAUUUACAUUUGACCCCUGACAUAACAGAGCAAAAUGGUAAUAUUCAUAUCCUCGCUUCAGCGGCAGGCAAAGCAAGGACAGAAGACUCUGACUCCGAACUCCUGCUCCUAUUCCUAAUACGACAUACAAAGUCUGGGGUUGAUGUCGGGUUUGCAGUGAGCCGCAUGCUUUGCUCCCUGACGUCGUUCCUUGACUGAGAGUCUCGAGUUUGGUCAGCAACUCAAGUCAACUCAAGCGAGAUGAAAUUGUCCUGAUAAACUCGGCAAGGACUUGACCUAUCAUUUACAAAACCUCCGGUGACCCUCGCUUGCAGAACAUCCCUUGCGUCGGAGUUGAAGUUUUCAACGCCGACACGUUUUUCAGAGACAUUCUCAAGCAGGGACCACAUGGUGUCUCCAGUAUUCAACAACGGUUCUGCAAUAUUUUCCUUUUUUUAAUUGCUUUCUCGCCUCCCUCAACGUCUUUGGUGUUGGUCUGGCCUGGAGCGUUGCAUCGUGCCUUGUCUUGCCUGCUUGCUGACUAGGCAGAUCUGACAUAUCACAUUCAACGUGCGUUCCCCGCAUUCUCUGUCUCUUACGACAAGGGUUGUUAAUCUUCGGCUGGAGCAAAUUUGCAUGAUGAGCAGGAGGGAGCUUGUCAGCGUCAGGGCCCGUGGUGCCACGCUGCCAUCUACUGCAGGUUCUGCUGCAACGAGCAAGGAUGUCUGCUCUUCUGGCCAUUGCUGUACAGUUACGUAGGGGCACAGGCACAGUCACGUAGUUACGCCUUCAACUCUUUCAAGUGAAAGGGGGUCUUGUCCAAGGGGGAGGGAAAGAAAACGGGAUUGGAUAUUGGCAUAUUGGCCACCCAAUCUCUUGACAAACAAAAACAUUUUUACAUCGCAGGGCAUACAUAUUACCGGGCUACCAGGUUGUUAAGUCUGUGCGAUGACAGGCCAGGACAGGACAGGUGCCUCCUAAGCCCCCAAGCCCAAGGCCCGGGGCAAAAUGCAAAAUGGCAAAUUUCUACAGCAUCAAGUUGCUGCAGCUGCAUGUUUUUGGACAAAAAAGUAAGCUCGCCUUCGUGGCUUAUCAGGGAGGGGGCUUGGGGUUGCCGUGUAAUCCCCGUUCCUACGCUGAGUGGUCACCGGGGGCCAUGGGGUUACACUUUGAGUCUGGGCCGUUAUGAAGCAUUGCAUCUGCAUUUCAAUGGACAGGACAAUGAGAAGAAGGAGAGGAGCAUAAUCGACAGGCCUGCGUCGGGACCAUCGAAGAUCCGCUUCGGCCGCCCUCGCUUGGAGGCAUACCGGGUGCUGGCGGCUCAAAUGGGACAGACACCAGACUCUGAGUUGUGCAUACAGUAUAUACGAAAAGUCAGUCCUAGAAAGAACUUGACUUGUCAGGUUGUACAAAGAACAUGAGCUUUUACUCGUUCUAGGGAGGGACAGAAACAGGCGUGUGUGGCAAGACUCAGACAGCCUCAACUCAACGGGUGAUUGAUUGCGAGGGGGCGAAUCGAAGUUUGCAUACCGUUGCAUCGCAGCCGACCAGUUUCUCUCGUCUAUCAGAGCAGUUUUCUUUUCUUUGUAGUGUUGUCCAUCUUGAGAUUCAACCCCCAUUUGCUAUGCAGCUCUGCCAGCUGAGAUCGCCACGAGGUCGCAUUUUAUUGUACGCAGCAAUUUUGUAAAGCCAGCCAAUCACGUCUGAGCAACCCCAGACUUGUGCUGCGCCCCUAGACGUGGGGAACUCCAACAUUUGUUGAAAUGUUGGAGAGAAAGGAGGAGAAAGGCUCUGAGAAGGGAAAAAGAGACUGGUCGUAUGGCUUUGCAUGAUAUUAACUGCGGGGCGCUUCCGUGCCGUCCUGUAGCUGUCUCUAGCUGCAGAGUUGCGGCUGGCUACGGUACGAAGUGAAAUGCUGGAUGGCCAUUGUUCAACACCAUUCUCGAGUUUACCUGUCAUAUUGUUCCGUCUUUGACCCCUACUAUGAGUGGUAUGAUGCUUAACCAGAAGAGGCCGUCACGGCGUGUCAUGUUGCACCAAGAGAGCUUCAUCCUUGGCGGACCCCUCUCGCUUUCUCUCACUUCUCACAGACGACACUAGCACUCUCGCUAGACGUUGAACCCCGUCGUUCUCAACCUCGCUUCAUGGUUUGACUAAUUACCCCGGAUUUCUCCAGGCUUGGACUCGGCUUUGUCGGUGGCUUCACAGGAGCUAACGGCUACGCCGUGAAAAGGAUGACAAACCUUCUUCGUAGUGCGUUGGACAGAUUCUCCAUUCUUUGUUCGUUACAGCAAGCGCUCGCACUCGAGAUAGUGUGAUUGUUACAGUACCAUGGUCAUGGAAAACAAACCUUCCCGACCGUACCUUUGGGGCCGUCAGUUGAAGGUCUGUAUUCAACAUCAGCCACCAACUGGCAAACACGACGCUUCAGUGUGUGUUGGUGGCAGUGUUGUCAUGAAGAUCCGAGGGCUUGGGCCAGGCUCUCUGACGACAUUUUCUUUGAGGCUCCUGUACGUUAUGGGAUCGUCUUGCAUGAGGGAGAUUAUCACCAGCCAUGUCUAUGCAUGUUUGCAUGCUGGCUUGUCUGGGUCUAGUCGAAACGCAGCUAUCCCUGGUCCGUAAGAUACAGCAGAUAGCUCAGCUUUGGUCAGAGCUAGCUUGGUGAUAGGGAAUAUUGAUGCUGAAUCAUUAUCGAAUACCAGGUCACACCCCCUCUCCCGUGACCUCGAUCAACGUUGCUAUCUUCCACGUUUCCCGUUAGUUCAGUGUUUCUCGUGUGAUAACGACAAGUCUUGUCUACUUGCAUUCUAGCGCACAAAUGCUAGGAGGGAAUGCUGCACAGAACAACUCUGCUGCAAUCAAAGAGGGGAAAUAUUGCGGAGGUGGCGCCUGAGUUGGAUGAUGUCUCGUUCUUGUGCCGUGCCAUGUGACGCAUUUGAUGAGGUGGCAUUUCGAUUGGUGCUUCUGCAGGAACUUUGAGACCCUUGCGUUUUGGAAUGACAUGCUUCACAGAGAGACAGACAAGAAAAAGGGCGCGUCUGGGCACAGUGAGGGGACGUGGUGGGUGUGGUGACCUCUCACGGGACCAUAGUGAUGAUCUUGGAUGAGGGUUCGAUGCGUGGGGGGUUAGAGAAAAGAUGAUCUGCGAGACUAUGGUCUAGGGUAAUGAUAACGGACAUGAAGCUCCAUAUUGAAUCAGUCCAGCAACAUAUCAAUGAACCACUUGAUUCAGUGAAUAAUUGUAAGAUGGUGUAUAACGAAACUCCAGUAUGACUAGAA